This is a messenger RNA of Haliaeetus leucocephalus (bald eagle), 3949 nucleotides long. RefSeq lists its product as uncharacterized. The record is from RefSeq and is a predicted model, not a curated record. Lineage: Eukaryota; Metazoa; Chordata; Aves; Accipitriformes; Accipitridae. Bases 1172 to 3322 code for a protein of 716 amino acids. The transcript has 4 exons.
CGCCUGCAACUGCCACCCCUCAGUGUCCGCAAGUUUGGAAUUGACAGAGCAGGGCACCUGUAAACACUCUUCCAGAGGGCUCCUCCUCAGUGCAGGAGCUUGGCCAAGAGGCAUUUCAUGAUCACUGGCUUUUGUUUGGGUUUGGUUGGUCUCAACUCUGCUCUGGAGGUCCCUGCUGCUGGAUGGUGAGGAUGGGGGUACAGGAAGGGGGAAGGCAGCGAUCCCCACCCACAGCCAGCCAGGUUCCUUUGGGUGCCCGUAGGUCUCAGGCUGGCUCUGCUGGCAGCGAGGGGGUUUGGGUUAGGGCAGGCGGCCUCGGGGAACCUCAGAUGACCCUGUCCUGGCGCCAGGUGGGAGAGGGUAAGGGCCUUCCACCACACCGUUUCCACAUCCCCACCUCAUGUCAGAGACGCUGGCCAAGCCCUGCGGCAGCCACCACGCUUCACCCUGCACAUGGGGCUGGCAGCCACCCCUGGGCAGCCUGGCCAGUCACACUCACUGCUCUUCCUCCAGGCAGGGCUCCUCAGCCUCACCAGGGUCCCUCAUCGCCCUGCUGCAUCGCACGGAAUCGUAAGCAUGGCCGGUGGAGGUAGGGCACUAAAGGCACCAGGCAUAGCCUCUGCCUCGGAUGUUGGUGCACAACAGGGCUUCUGCAGUACGGCAGUUUCCUGGCUGUGCACUGUCAGGCUUUCCCUCAGUUUAACUAGCAUACUCAUGAAAUAAAUCCCUGCAGACAAAUGCCGCAUUCACAGAUUACAGAGCAGCCCUACAUCUGUCGGCUGGGAUGGGCUUCUCUUGUCUUCUGCAGCUUGCACGGAGAAUAGGAGCGUGUGGAGCAGGAGACCUGGAGGCUCAAGCUCACGCACCCAGCGAGGACGCGUGCUCGCGGUGUGCUGGGCUGUCCACACGUGUGUGCUCACCUUCAAAGCCAACAAGGGCUUGUUCUCACUGGGAAGCUGUGUCACAUUUAGGCCAGAGCUGCUCAAAGAACCAGUUUAGACAAGAUUCCUGCAUCCAGUGUUUUCAGUCUGGCAUCUUUUACCACCACUAAAUGCAAAGCUUUUAAUUAAUAAUAGACUAAGAUGCCUGGAGCAAAGACUGCCAUUCUGAACUGUAAAUGCAUGCGGUAUCAGUCACAUAGCAUCAUAAGGCUUCUUGGCUCUCUUGCAAUAUGCAUGUUGACGGUUCUGAGAGAGAAGGAAAGAAUACUCAAACAGUCACUUACCGAUCUCCACAUGAGAGAAGGCUCAGUGAGACAGAAAACAGCAGCAUGAAUGAGAGCAUCGGUGACGGAAGGUGCAGUGAUGCCAUUUCACUUCGCAUGGAUCUCUCCAAUCUUGUGACCUGGGCACACACUCAUGGGACCAUAUGCAGUUCAAUCCCAGCCUUGGAAAUUGUGCAGAACAUGGGUCAUCCUAGCAAGGACAAUGCUGUUCUGUGGAUAUGUGGACUUGGACAUGCGUAUCACUGGCAGUGUGGAAAAUUAUACAUCAGGAGCACAGAAGAGAGUGAAGCUGGAGAAAAGAGAAAGAGGCUAGUAUCUUUUGAGGCUUCAUCAAGGGAAGCUAGUUUAGAUGAAAAGAGGCUCAGGACAACCCCGUCUUUUGAGAGGGCUAAAGGAGAUGCUGUUAGCACAGGGUCUUGUAGCAGAUCUCCAGGGGUCACUCAGCAGAAAGACAACACAGUCUACAUAAUACAUAAUGAACCAUCACCCAGAGAAAAUCGAAAAAAUAGCAAAUCCAUAAAAUCAGGCUUUGCAGCAGAGCAGCAUUUGUCAAUAUCUGGUGAUGAAGUCAAAACUGACAGACAUAAGGUGAAGCUAGAAAGCAAUGAAGAUCUACAGAUCAUCUCUGAUGAAGAACAGUGUAUAUCAAAUGAAGACGACCAAGGAGACAGAAUCAACCAGAAUAUUCUGUCAGAAUCACCAAAUAAAGGUGUAACUGCUGAGGUAGAUUUGCAAAUGUAUCACGGUCAAAAGAUGGCAUUUAACAGCCUGAGGGCUGCCCAAACAUCUGGCUUUGCCCCCGCAGGAAAGCCACCCCUAACUCUUGCCUGCAUUCUGAAAUCCCCCAUCAGCAAUCAAGAGAGCCUAGACAGCAGCUUCUUGAGGUUAGGUCCUCUUAAUCCUGCAGGGUCCACAACUGAAACUUCUAGAGCAAGAAACUCCUCUGGGUCAGCAAUACCAAAAGAAUAUUUAAAAUCUGUUCCUGUCUCCAGCAUUGAGGCAAAGGCCCAACGUGAGUCACCCGCCUCUGUGACAUUCUUUGAGUUUGAAGCCACUGUAGAUGUCCAGCAGCAACUCCAGCUGAGCCCUCCUGAGCAUGGCACACGAGAAAUAGGCUUAAGUGGGAACAUUACUGAAAACUCUAUUGAGGAGAGUGAACCAUCAGGAUCUGGGCAUGCACCUCAUCUUUCAGCCUCACUGAGUCCAGAGAGCAAGAAUGCAGACCAUCCACCCGCAUCUUCAAGCAAAAGUGCGUUGAAGAAGUGGGAGAAGAAGAGAAACCGUAAUACUGGCGAUACAAAAGUCUUCAGAGACUGGCUGCUUUUACAUUGCCCUUCCGAAACGCGCGAGAUCUAUGAGCUGCCACCGGAAGACCUCAAUAAUUACCUGGCCUCGUUCUACUCUUCUGCAAAGAAACAGAAUGGCACAGAUUUUUCUGCCAGUUCUUUGCACUUCUUUCAGAGCAGCAUAGAGAGGUACCUCAAGGAUCACAACUACAAGUACAGCGUAGUUAAAGGGUUGGAAUUCAGAGCAUCUCAGGAAGCCUUGAAACUAAAGCAUCAGCACCUGUCUCAAAAAGAGAGAGAAGGAGAGUGGAGUAUUUUGGAGAAUCUGACAGAUGAAGAUGUGGAAAGUCUUUGUAAGAAGGGACUUUUAAGUAAGAUGCACCCUCAGGGCUUUUUGCACCUCAUGUUCACAAAUAUCAUUAGGGGGUUUGGGGCAAGUACACACAGUCAGAGCCAUAAUCUGUACUGGGGACAGCUUGUGCUCAAAAAGAACGAGGGAGAGCUGGAGUACUUGGAGUGGAAGGAUGAUCUGAACACAGAGGUAAAUACAAGGGAAUCGGGUCCACGUCUCUUUGCCAAGCCUGACAAUCCAGAUAACUGUCCAGUCGCAGAUUAUAAGGAGUAUGCUAAGAGGAGGCCGCUGGAUAUGCUUCAUGACUAUGAUCCACUUUAUCUAACGCCCAAGCCUCUGUGCUCCAUAUGGGACCAAACAUGGUACUGUAGAAAGUCACUGACAAAAGCCAAAAUGGAAAAGAUCUUGAAAGUUAUUAUCCAGCAAGUCAAAGGACCUGUAAAGAAGUCCAAGAAAUAAAGGUAUCCAUUUAGUUUCUGCUGUGCCACUUUUUGGUAGGAGCACGUUUCAAAGUAGUCUUUGAAAGGUUUAAGUGGCAAUAUUUAGUAUAGGUUGAGGAGAACAUCCUUCUCUUCGGUUUCACCUUAGAACAUAAGUAAUCCACAAAUUUGCAUCACCUUAGUGUUCAGGUUAAGUGAAAAACUUCUAUUGUUCUUUGUAUUAAUGGAAUUGAUAGUUCAGUAAGUUAAAUAAAUAUGAGAAUCUUAGGUUUCACAUUUGUAAAACAAGUUAAUAUUCUACUGUAUUAUUAAUGACAUGAUAAAAUAGCCAAUGUUAACACGGAGAGGGCUCGGUAGCUGAAUAGCUUGGCUAGGAGUUUAAGCUGCACUCAUGUUUAGGGGGGCUGACACGUACACAGUGUUUAGUCUAUAGUAUAAGCCUAUUGAAAAAAGUAACACAAGUUAGUUCUGGGAUGGAAGGAGAACGGUGAAAUGCUGUGUUUGCCAACUGCUAAUCCAUAUCUCAUGGUAAUACUUUCAACAAGGUUUAUGUCAUUUUUCUUAGUGAAAAAUUUGUAGAUUUAAGAAGUUGUGAUUGGGUUUUAAAAAGUUAUGUAAAAUGGCUGACAGCGUUGAAAGGUUUUAU